Molecule: messenger RNA, 2490 nt
Organism: Dimorphilus gyrociliatus
Lineage: Eukaryota; Metazoa; Annelida; Polychaeta; Dinophilidae
Source: the annotation of a GenBank genome assembly
AAACAGUGAACUUCCGCUUCCAACAUGGCAAUGUAUCUUCACCGACAAAUACUACUUUUUGGACUUUUGAGCUCUGUGUUUGCAUUUCCAGAACAGGGAAUAUUUGAGUUUAAUCUUACAAAAAGCAAAUCCAGUUAUAUAGUUGCGAAGAGUCUCUUCAAUGGAACAGAAAUCUCAUUACGAGUUCUACUUGACUGCCCUUCGUCACAAUCUACACCCUUAAAAUUGUCAUGGAUGUUGAGAGAAACGAAUUGCCUGGGAGAUCUUUUUGCUUUAGCUAAUGACCACGAUGACAAUACUGGAGCUAUACUUUUCAAGCCAGAUUUGGAUAUUCAAGGCUUAAACUUGUAUCGUUUAGUUUAUUAUAAAAGUAGCACUGAUGAAAUAUCUUGCGAAUCAACGAACAAUCUGCAAGAUUUGUCUGGCACCCCUCCAGAAGUUGCAACUUUACAAGCACAAACAAGCACCGGUCUUGUCACCCCCACUCCUUUAGCUACUAAAGCUACUAAAGCUACAGUUAAAGCUACUGAUGAUAAAGGUAAAGCUACUGAUAAUCACAGGAAAAGAAGAGAAGCGAAAACAGCAGCUCCGGAGCCUACUCCUACUACAAGCUCAGAUAGAAUAUAUAAAGCUUGGAAGGACGGAAUUUACAUAUUUAUAGUUAGAGUGGAAUCCUUAGAUGAUUCAAUAACAGCGAAUGUCGUCCUUUCAAUGAAAGGAAAACAUGGAUAUCUGUCAGCAAUUGAUUGGCCAUUUUUACCAUUUUAUGGUGUCAUGUGUGCUCUAUACGUCAUUUACGCUUUAGCCUGGCUCAUAAUGUCUGCUAUGAAUUGGAGAGAUCUUCUUCGUAUUCAAUUCUGGAUCAGUGCUGUAAUUUUACUUGGAUUAGUGGAAAAGGCAGUCUAUAUUGAAGAUUAUCGCUCGAUUAGCCAUACUGGAAAAAGUUUAAAAGGAGCUAUGUAUUUUGCUUUAUUUUUGACAAGUUUGAAACGAACGCUUGCGAGGAUACUGAUUGUUAUUGCAUGUCUUGGAUAUGGAAUCGUGAAACCUCGUUUAGGGAAUCAAUUACAACGAGUUUUAGCAUUAGCGUUCUUGUUCUUUUGUUUUUCAUAUGCUGAUGAAGUUCAAAAAGUCAGAAAUCAUAGAGGUUAUAACAAGGGAAAAGGAGACUUUUUCACAGCAAUUCCUUUAGCUGUAAUUGAUGCCUUGUUCUGUUGGUGGAUCUUCACUAGUUUGUUUUCAACUAUGAAAACUUUGAGAAUUCGCAGAAAUGUUGUUAAGUUAUCGCUAUAUAACCAUUUUACUAAUACUCUAGUAUUAGCAGUGUUAAUUUCAAUUGGUUAUAUGAUUUGGUCAUUAGUUGAACAUCGUUUCUCCAAAUGUCUUCCUGGUUGGAAAGGAAUUUGGAUAGACGAAGCCUUCUGGCAUUUCAGCUUUUCCUUUGUAUUGGGAAUUAUAAUUGUUCUUUGGCGACCAACCAUCAAUAGCCAGAGAUUCGCCUCCACUCCGUUACUUGAUGAUGUCGAUGAUGAAGAGAAUGAAACAAAUUUGAAUGAAUCAUUCGGUGCAAAAAAGAGAACCACGAUUACCUCCAACGGCCCUCCCACCAAUAAGGAGACAAAGAAUAAAAAAGCAGAGGAAGACUUAAAAUGGAUCGAUGAGAACAUUCCAACAACAGUAGUGGAGUCAUCAUUGCCCAAUUUGAUAAAUGAUUCGGAUGAAGAAAUAUUGAACACUAAAUUUGAAAUAUCAAAAAUGGACUAAAUGUUUGGUAUUUUUAACAUUUUAACAGAAUAUUAUGAUGCAUAAAAUUAUUAGGAGAAUAAGACUGCUUAUCAAAUUUUUGACAGUAUAUCUUUCUUGUUUUCUUUGGAUGGUGGUUGAUUGGUGUGUUGCUUUUUUUUGUAUGUCAUUCUAUGUUAAUUGUGGGUAUGUUUUUAUAAAAAUUUCAACAUCAUAAUUAACAAAUUUCAUUUGAUCAUUUGAAAAUAGUACCAAACAUGUGGACAGUUAUAUAUCUAAUCACAUUUCAUUAUGUAUUAUAAAUAUACUUUAUUGAAUACUUUUGAAUUUACCAGAAUAUUUUUCUUCAUAUUAUUUUUCUUAUAUUGUAAAAAUGCUAUUAUUUUUUUGUUGGAAAUUUAAUUCAAAUUAUGCAUUUUCUUUUCUGAAUUGAACAGUUUAAACCAGCAGAAUUCUAUAAUUUUUCUUGAAGAUAAUGUGAAAAAAAAGCUAUGAAAAAAAAGAAUGUGGAAACUAUGUCAAAAGUCGGAAAAAACGCUUUGUAUAUUUUCGUUUUUACAACAAAUUCCUUUUAACCAAAGAUAUUUGAUUGAUUAUAUUUUUUAAUUUUCUCACAAAAAAAGGCAGCAGAUAAUUGUUGUUUUUACACGAUUUUUCAUUAUUUACCCAAAAGGAGUUGCAUUUUUAAAAUACAUUAAACAAAGUGAAAAGGAGAAGCAGCAACAGCUUUUAUUAUCUAAAUUCUAA